AUGUAUGAGAAGAAACGAAAGCAAACUCUUGUUGAAAAGUAUCCACUUGUAUUUACUGCCUCUUCAUUGAAUAUGAUUUAUUAUGUUAUCACUGCCUUGAGGGUAGGAAGAGCCAGAUCAAAAUAUGGUGUUUUUGCUCCUGCUGUUUCAGGUCAUCCUGAAUUUGAAAAAGCUUUAAGAAUUCAAAUGAAUGGUCUUGAAUAUCUACCAGUUGUCAUAACCUCCAUGUGGUCAACUGCUUUAAUAACUCAAAAUGAUGUCUUGGCAGGUGGCAUGGGAUUAACCUAUCUCUCUGGAAGAAUAUUAUAUGGAAUAACAUAUCCAGAUAAAAGAAGAGCUGGAUUCUUGACACUCUUCUUCUCAAUGCUAGGCUUGUUGGGAAUUACAACUUUUUAUUCAGUUGAUGGACUUGUUAAAAAGUAUUCGAAUAAAUUAAAAUAA
Naegleria gruberi is the source of this 441-nucleotide messenger RNA. RefSeq lists its product as uncharacterized. The transcript has 2 exons. Gene Ontology annotation, molecular function: glutathione peroxidase activity; glutathione transferase activity. The record is from RefSeq and is a predicted model, not a curated record. Lineage: Eukaryota; Heterolobosea; Eutetramitea; Acrasida; Naegleriidae. Gene Ontology annotation, cellular component: membrane. The coding region runs from base 1 to 441 and encodes 146 amino acids.